AUGCUCAAGCAGUGGAUUUUGCUGUUGACCUUCACAGGCCUUGCAUUAUCAAGUGAUUUAAAAGAUGACAGUUCAACGCAAUUACAAUUUUCUUCAACCACUAUUUCCCCACGAAUAGAAAUCACAAGCCAGAAACCUUAUCAAGACGUGCCAAGUGAAGAACAGGUUCAACAAAUAGCCAGUGCUGCUGAAAACUCUGGAACAUCUUCAAAUGCAAAUCUAUUUUAUUCUCGAUUGUAUCAUAUACUAAGCAAUAAUCCAGAUGCUAUCAGCGCAAUAACUGAACCCAGCGCAGAAAAGAAAAUACCUGUAGAAAGUCACCAACAUGUGACUGUUCAUCCCCCGACUACUAAUCGUGUGUCAAAUAUCCCUGUGCCUGUGCUCACACAACCGCUCCGUCAAUAUGUUCAAACUGUCGUAAAACCUACUCCAAAUCAGUAUAUUUCAGCUCCAGUUGGAUACUCGCAAGACUAUCAAAAUCCAAACCAAGAAUUGGUGACGGUUCACCAACCAUCAGGUGCUUCUGUCACUUCUGAAUCACAGCCACGUCCAAUUUCACCAUCAAUCAGAUAUCAUUCUAAAGUGCUCUACGUUACUCCUCCAACUGGGGCAGCAAAACCCCCCUUCUUUUAUCCAGUUGCAAUGAAAGAAGUACCUGUUGAAUCUCAGCAAUAUAUCUUUGCGCAUCCUCCAAGUGCACCUCCACUUUCCGUCGCAUCUCCUGUAUACUUUUAUCCUGCUUCUUCACAAACAGGUCACCAUUAUGAAACAGUGGCAAUUAAACCUUCAUCCGGGGGUUAUUUAAAGUACCCGGCAACAUUAUCGCCUUCGGUACAACAGAUCCAAACUUCUGUUCCUCCUGAACAUGUUCAGUACAUUCUCGCUCCUAUAAAACAAGUAAAAACAAAUGUUAGUAAACCUAUUAACACUGCAAAUAUAGAAGCUCACAAAUAUAUUAUAACCCAUCCACUUUCUCCCACAGUAGCGCCUAUUCGUAAUAUGCAGGUGGUAGCAAAUUCUCCUGCAGCUCCGCUGAUUAAGCACCUAGUGACUUUGUCCUCCACGCCCGUCAUAAACCAUCACGGUAUCCCUCAACUAAAUUACGCCUCAUCUCCAACUGUGGCUAGGACAGUUUUAAUUCCUGUUAUGUACAAUACUGAAAGUUUAUCUUCACCACAGUACGUUGAGGUGAAUAAGCCAAUCGAAUCAGCUCAGGCAGUAGUUAGUCAUCACGCUCUGGGCUCAAAACCUAUUCCAGUACCAGUAGUAGUGUAUCCCAACGAUGAGGGUCAUGUCAGGUAUAACUAUAAAGACCGUGUUGUUGGGUAUGGACUUGCUAGUAACGUCCUUCCACAGUAUGGUGGUUAUUCAAAAGACGUAGUAUUCUCUCCUUCAUCUGAGGUUUCGAGCGUUAGGUUUAGCGGGAACGGGUUUAAGUAUGAAUAUUAA
Arctia plantaginis is the source of this 1449-nucleotide messenger RNA. NCBI's taxonomy places the organism in Eukaryota, Metazoa, Arthropoda, Insecta, Lepidoptera, Erebidae. The record is from the annotation of a GenBank genome assembly.